CUACCGCCAGUUUCGAUUGUAUAACAUAAUAAACUUUCACUGUCACCCAUUCAAACAAAUCAAAAGCCUUUUAACAUAACUCUCUUCUUCUUCUUCUUAAUUUACCCUCUCUCUAUAUUUAUACAGACACAUAUAUCUCGUGUCAACUGUAUAGUGUCUUUCAAAUUAUCAGCAGGGAAACGAAGAAGAAAUUGCUGCGGAAUUGAACAAGGAUGGCCAAGGAAGUGUCUAAUGGAGAUCAUAGUUCUGCAUCAAAGCCACCACCAACCCCAUCGCCACUGAGAUUCUCCAAGUUCUUUCAGUCCAAUAUGAGAAUUUUGGUAACUGGAGGAGCUGGGUUUAUUGGCUCUCACCUGGUGGACAAGUUGAUGGAAAAUGAAAAGAAUGAGGUUAUUGUUGUGGAUAACUACUUCACUGGCUCAAAAGAUAAUUUAAAGAAAUGGAUUGGUCAUCCAAGAUUUGAGCUUAUUCGUCAUGAUGUCACUGAGCCAUUGCUCAUUGAGGUUGACCAAAUAUACCACCUUGCUUGCCCUGCAUCUCCAAUCUUCUACAAAUACAAUCCUGUAAAGACCAUAAAAACAAAUGUGAUUGGCACGUUGAACAUGUUGGGGCUUGCCAAGCGUGUUGGAGCAAGGAUUUUGCUUACUUCAACUUCAGAGGUCUAUGGAGAUCCACUUGUACAUCCUCAAGAAGAGAGCUAUUGGGGGAAUGUCAAUCCAAUUGGAGUCAGAAGCUGCUACGAUGAGGGAAAGAGAGUAGCUGAAACUUUGAUGUUUGAUUAUCAUAGACAGCAUGGGAUUGAGAUACGAAUUGCCAGAAUUUUCAACACUUAUGGACCUCGCAUGAACAUUGAUGAUGGACGUGUUGUUAGCAAUUUCAUAGCCCAAGCAGUCCGUAAUGAGCCCUUGACUGUUCAAGCACCCGGAACACAAACUCGUAGUUUCUGUUAUGUGUCUGACAUGGUUGAUGGCCUUAUUCGAUUGAUGGAAGGAGAGAACACUGGCCCUAUCAAUAUUGGAAAUCCAGGUGAAUUUACAAUGCUUGAACUUGCUGAAACUGUUAAGGAGCUUAUCAAUCCUGAUGUGGAGAUCGCAAAGGUGGAAAAUACACCUGAUGAUCCUCGUCAAAGGAAGCCAGACAUAACAAAAGCAAAGGAGUUGCUAGGAUGGGAACCUAAGAUCAAGCUCCGUGAUGGCCUUCCACUCAUGGAGGAUGAUUUCCGACUGAGGCUUGGUGUUCCCAGAAAGAAGUGAAGUAUAUAGUACCAGUAAAAUUUGAGCAGUACUAGAACAUUCUCCGGCAUGGCAACCCUCAAUCCACAGUUACUUGUUACUACCAAUAUUUUAUUUACAAUAAAUGUUUUGUGUUCUUAUCAUACAAAUAGGUGGUCAUGUAAUAUAUGGAACUUAUCCUUUAAUGGGUGGUAUAUGGAUUGAUUAUGAAGUUUUGAAUAUCAUGGAUAAGUUCAUCUA
Messenger RNA from Ricinus communis (castor bean), 1472 nucleotides. RefSeq names its product UDP-glucuronic acid decarboxylase 6. Lineage: Eukaryota; Viridiplantae; Streptophyta; Magnoliopsida; Malpighiales; Euphorbiaceae. Gene Ontology annotation, molecular function: UDP-glucuronate decarboxylase activity; NAD+ binding. Gene Ontology annotation, cellular component: cytoplasm. The transcript is spliced from 13 exons. The coding region runs from base 213 to 1253 and encodes 346 amino acids. The record is from RefSeq and is a predicted model, not a curated record. Gene Ontology annotation, biological process: D-xylose metabolic process.